AAUAGAUAACUCUCUCUCCAAAAUGCUCUUCUUGCCAGUUUGCACACUCCCCACGACCAUUAACUAUUGCCAGCGACUUCCAGAGCGUUGCAGCUGAAAAAUAAUUGAGCUUUGAAAAAGCAGCAUGGCUUCAUUCCUUCGAGCUUUCAACGCGUCGCUGGUUCGCAGACCAAUGGUAACUCAGUGUGCAACCUCGUUCACUCUCUUCGCUGCCGGAGAUGUGAUUGCGCAGCAGCUCAUUGAAAGGAAAGGGCUCGAGAAGCAUGACUUCGCCCGAACAGCUAGACUAGGGUUCUAUGGAGGGGCUUUGUUUGGCCCUCUCGUUACCAAGUGGUUCCAGUUGCUGAACAAGCUGCAAUUCUCAUCACCGACAAAAGCUGUUGCAUACAGAGUAUACCUUGACCAAUUCCUCUUCACCCCUGGUAUUGUCGCAUUUUUCUUCGGGUCUAUGACCCUUCUCGAAGGAAGAGGCUUCUCAGAAGCUACCGAGCGGAUCCGGGAGGCUUAUGUGCCUACUCUGAUCCGCAACUGGGGAGUCUUCAUCCCCACUCAAGUUAUCAACUUCGCUGUUGUUCCCCAUCACCUGCGCUUCGUUGUCGUCAGUGUCGUAUCUUUAUUCUGGAAUACGUAUUUGAGUUCCGUGAACUCACGAAAACAGACUGAGCAAGAGUCGCAUCCUAUCAAGCACCUUUCGGAGAAGACGCUAGAUCAGCUGGACCAGGUCGAUUGAAGCUAUCGCUCUUACUCGUAGACACGCCCAGAGUGUCAUGAUAUCACCUUCCGAGGGUGUACGCAUAGAUCUAGAAGCCUAUACCCUGGCUGUUUUGCUUUCUCUCUCACGUAUAGUACUCUUUGUUAGUUUUACAACCUGGAAUUCCUUGAAUGAUCGAGGGGCGUCUUUGCUUCACCAACGAAUCACAUUCCC
Messenger RNA from Somion occarium, 925 nucleotides. The record is from the annotation of a GenBank genome assembly. Lineage: Eukaryota; Fungi; Basidiomycota; Agaricomycetes; Polyporales; Cerrenaceae.